Messenger RNA from Clunio marinus, 1524 nucleotides. NCBI's taxonomy places the organism in Eukaryota, Metazoa, Arthropoda, Insecta, Diptera, Chironomidae. The record is from the annotation of a GenBank genome assembly.
AUGAAAGAAAUGAAAGAAGAAUCAAAAAAACGGGUUAACAUAUGGCCUAAACCAAAAAAAUCUGAAAUUCGUCUUCACUACCAGCGUCAUCUUAUUACUUAUGCAGAUCAAUUCAAUUCUGUGAUUAUUUCGAGAUCCUUCAAAGUCACUUCAAUGGUGAACACAUCAAAUCCAUCGAAUGAAGCUGAACUUCAAUUGUACAGAGUUCUUCAGCGUGCUAGUUUGCUUGCAUAUUAUGACACUCUCUUGGAAAUGGGUGGUGAUGAUGUGCAACAACUUUGUGAUGCAGGAGAAGAAGAAUUUCUCGAAAUUAUGGCUUUAGUAGGAAUGGCAUCAAAGCCUUUACAUGUUCGAAGAUUGCAAAAAGCGCUUCACGAAUGGAUGACAAAUCCAUCACUUUUUCAAUCUCCCAUGCCAACAAGUAGUGAAAUUCCGCCUCCAAUUCAUUUCAAUCCCGAACCAGGAAGCAUUUCACAACAAUUACAGCAACAGAGAUCAAUUGGUGCUUCUUAUAGUGGAAUUAAUCCAAGCUUCUCAAGUCCACAUGCAGGUUCAUCGCAUGCAGCUUCUUCACAUGGUUUUUGUAGUUUAACUUCGUCGACUUUUGGAACUCCACCAACAAUUUCGUCAUCAUCCUCGACUUCUUCCAAUGUUGCUUCACUUAAUCCAACAUUAACUGAUUCUCAAAUUGGAAGAAUUGUAACAUCCGCUGAACGUUUAGCUCGAACUCUUCCCCAAUAUGAGCCAAGAACUCAAAAUAUCAAAAAGAGAUCAGCACGUGAACUCGAGCAAGUGAUUGCGAUGAAUGAAUCAGAUCCUCGAAGAAUGGAUGAGAUAAGAAAAUAUUCAGCAAUUUAUGGUCGAUUUGAUUGCAAAAGAAAACCAGAAAAGCCACUAACAUUGCAUGAAGUGUGUGUGAAUGAAGCGGCAGCUCAAAUUUGUAAAUUUAUUCCAGCAUUGCUAACGCGUCGUGAUGAACUUUUCCCUUUAGCUCGUCGUGUUGUUAGAGAUUCAGGCUUUGGUCAUUCAGCCACCAUUCGUUUAAUGAGUCAAGGACAAUCAAAUCGAAAUGAAGAAUUGGAACAGCAAAGUAAAAGAUCGCGUUUGGCUAGUAGCGGUUCGGGGUCGGAAAUGGGAAAAGUGACAACGAAAUUGUCGCUGGUGUUGAGUGCAUCGCAACAUAUCAAUCAGCAGCAGUUGAAAGAUUCGUUCAUGAAGAACUUCAGUCGUUAUUCGACGUCAGAUUUUGAAGACACUGAUUCAAGAUUCUCCUUCAGUUCCAGUUCGUCGCCAGUUCAUAACGGUAACAAUGAUCGCGAUUCAAUCGACACAACAUCAGAAUAUUUUGACAAAGGUAAUGAUGACAACCAGAAAUCUCUGGAAACGAGUCCUUUGGGCGUUCAAGUGAUUUCAUCAUCAGGUGGUCACAUCAUUGCAGUCGCAAAUCCGGCAUUAGCUUUGAGUCCGACAUUUUCUGAAACAAUUUCCAAUAUUAAACGAGAAGUUGUUUCUCCCGAUAUUUAA